UAACUCCUUCUCAUUCUUAAGGUUUAUGAAAAGAAUUCAACUGAACAAGAUCUUCUAAAUGGAAAUGGCUACGUAAAGAGAGUAAACUAGCGAUGAUUCCCGAGUGUAAUUCAGAACAACAACCACUCCCACCCAGAAGGCUGGUUCAUCUGCCUAAUAACGUUACCGGCUGCCAUAAUGACGAGUACGAAAAGAAGGAGGAGAAUGAAGACAACCAGGAGAAUCAGAAAGAAGAAUUCGACCCUUCUGGCUGCAAGACACCUCCUCCAAACGAGGAGAUCCCAGGAAGCAGCGCUCAGCAGGAGUUGGAGAACCUGCGGAAAGCUAGGAACCUUGUUGUAGCUAAAUCCAAAAAAUACAUUCCUCCUGGCCAGAAUAACCUCUCCCAGAGUUACACAGCGUUGAACGUGAAGGCGACAAACAGAACAAGCGAGAACUUAGCACAGUACAUAAACAAAAAGGAAGACGGUAGACUUGCCAAGAAACUAAACUCGAUAGAUAGAGAGAAGACUGUCUUCACCAACUCUAUAACUAGGGAUGAAAAGAUCCUGCUCCAGCGCUCUAAAGCCCUAGCAACAGUGCUACUAGCCCGCACUGACAGCAACCCAGAAGGAGACCCAGCACUAGCCUCAGCGAGCUCCCACAAACUGAACCGCCUCCCCCGACAGAUCAGUACCAGUACCACCAGCACCAGGGCCAGACUAAACCGGAGCACUUCCAGAUUGAACCAGAUCAGACCCCCUCUCACCAGUGCUCCACUCAGACGAGUCGUAUCAAGCCCUGCUAAACCUUGCACCGCAAAACCUAAACCAGCUAAACUGUUCACUAUUCAACCUAAGCCAGUGAAACCAAAAACAGCAAAACCCCUGACAGCUAAAAGCGCCACCGUAAAGAGCCUCUCAGAGAAACCUUCGCUGUUGUACGGCGAGGACGUUAAGAGAGUGGCUCCUCUUAAGAGGAGCAAGACAGCGAAUAUAAUACGAAGUGUCAGCACCGAAUCUUCGGAACCAGAAGAGAAAGUUCGCCCGACUCCAAAUCAGACCAACACGAGCAAAGCCAGACUUCUCUGGGCAAACUCAGUCGACACUAUCAUCAAGAGGGACAUAAAAGCGUGGCACAAAGCAUUUCUCGUAUCUCAGAACGGAAAUUGCGUCAGAGUCAAACCGAAUUCCAUUUCUCUGAACGGAAAACACAUGUCAACCUCCCCGCAAGGUAAUUUCUUCUCCGCUUCGUCUCAAGGAAAUCAUAUGCCCUCAAUCCCAGAUAGAACUCCACAGAUGCCAGAAAUAGUGGCUGAUAAACCGCUGGUAUCACCUCCGGUUAUUAAGGAACGGUUGGACCCUCAAUCAUUGUCAAGACUCUUUUCCGAUAGAGAAAUGGAUAAAGGGGCCUGGAUUACGAACUAUAUCAAUACUUCGUGUGCAGAGCAUUUCCCUAUGAUAUGAUACAGUGUUUGGAGGAAGCCUGAAUUCAGAAGAUUUCCAGAUUCGUCUCUAAACGUCUAGGGCGUGUUAUCUAGUAUUAACCAUCAGCGACCGUUCCUAAUUCGUCACAUCAGACUCUGGUUUGAAGCAGGAUAAUUUCAGAUCAAACUUUUAGCUGGGACACUAGUUUGUAGGUAUAGGCUGACGAAAUUGCAAUUUCUAGUAAAUUGACAACCGCAGAUAUUUUAAUCAGAUUUCCAACAAGCAGACAAGAAAUUGGCGCAUUUUUGAGGAUUCCUUCUUCUGUUUGGCCAACCAAGCAAUGGCAGUACAGAAAAGCACGCACGGGAUGUAAUUUUGAAGUAACCUGUAAUGGCUGCCACGGUAAAAGGUUUUGCGAAAGCCCUCUUAAUAUGUUAAUAUGUUAAUUUUAUGUAUCAACAUCGCUGUAGGUAUUUCCUAAACUAGCAAUAACAAGAAUGUAUUUAUUGAGAUUUAGGUAACGGUUUAGCGAUCAUAUUAUGUGAUUUUGAUCAUAUUAUGGUUUCGUUUUUGGUUUAGAGGGACGGUUUUGACGUUGUUCUUUGUUUGUGUACUAUGUACGCGUUACUUUAUGUAAUAUCCAAUAUUGUAAAUAGUUUUUGUUUGAAACCCCAAAA
This is a messenger RNA of Bolinopsis microptera, 2083 nucleotides long. RefSeq lists its product as uncharacterized. The record is from RefSeq and is a predicted model, not a curated record. Lineage: Eukaryota; Metazoa; Ctenophora; Tentaculata; Lobata; Bolinopsidae. Bases 93 to 1445 code for a protein of 450 amino acids. The transcript is spliced from 7 exons.